Messenger RNA from Moneuplotes crassus, 1496 nucleotides. Lineage: Eukaryota; Ciliophora; Spirotrichea; Euplotida; Euplotidae. The record is from the annotation of a GenBank genome assembly.
GAAGACUGAUUUCAAGAAAGUCGAAGAAGUCAGGAAGGAUUUCUGCCAAUUUGUUGACCAGAUGGAGGGAAGUAUAGUCCUGAGGAUUCUAGAGGGGAGAACUGUACUUGAAAAAGAGAGAUGAAAGAGAACAGUCUUGAAGGAAUGGAAGCGGUGACUGGUGCAAGAGGGUGUGAGAAAGAAACAGACGGAAGUUGAGGAGAAGAGAAGGUUGAGAGAGUUUAGGAGGGUCUUGGAGGCUUUAAGAUUGAGGAAGAAGCUUAAAAUAGAGUUUAAGAAUUUUACAGAGAAGAGGGAGUUAAAUUUGAAAGAAGAAAUUUUGAAUGAAUUCAAGAAAGUCAGAAAAGAAUCGAAAUUUCUCAAAUAUGUUUUUCUUAAAAACUCUACAAAAAUGGAUAGAUUUAAACAAUCGAUUGCUUUUGAAACAUGGAGAAAUAGCACUCUUGCAACUAAAAGACAACAAAAUAACCUCAAAAAACUUGCAUGAAUGAAGCUAGCCAAAAUAACUCCAGACCUAAACUCUGCAUUCCAGACCCUCAAAGUAACAACCCAUUGCCUAUCUCUUCAACCUAAACGACUCUUAAACCUUCUCAGAAAACACCAGAGGCAUAGAUUGCUCCCAUCCUUCUCUAAAUGGAAACAAGUUGCUGAAUUUCACAAAAUUGAGAAAAUCCAAUCAGAAGCAGGUCCUAAAGCAAUAGCUUUGAGAAACUCUCGUAUUGAGCAGGCCAGCUUGAAUUCUCUCCUAAAAGCAGAGACUAGGACUUAUGCCCUACCUCUGAUCAGGGAUGGACUCAAGAAGAAAGCUUUCUUUGCUCUCAAGACUUAUGCAGCUAAGGUUCGGCUCCUUAACUCUCAGUUUUCAUGCCCAAAAGUAGUUACAGUCAAAGAAGCAUUCGCUCAUUGGAAAUUACUGUCCAAGAAGAAAAUUAAUACAACAAGGUCUCACCUAGAGGAUAGAAUUGCUAAUGCUUCUCAUAAAACUGUUUGAUGUAAGCUGCAGAUCCAAGAUAGCCACUCAGAAGCAGACAGUAUAGCCAGAAACAAUGCGUUAUUAACAUCUAAAAUCCAGAAAUUACAGAAAUUUUACAUGAAGAAACGACUUAAGGCUUCUAAAUCCCUUCUACAUGAAUUUUUAAGGAAAUGGAAGCUAUUCACUUACGAAGAGACUACCAGAGUCAACAUGUACAUGAUCGAUCAGCUUAAGAUGCGGAUUCAGGAACAGAAGGACAAGAACGAGCUGCUGCAGCAGCAGCGCUCUGAUCUUGACUUAAGAGUCCCUGAUUCUUCAGCACUGGAGAGCAAGGUGGCUAGUCUUAUUAGGCAGAUCAAGAUUGAUAAGAUUAAGGUGGAGGAGAAAGAACAGGAUCUUGAGAUUUUGAAGAUGGAGAAUUUGAGGUAUAAAGAAGAAAUCUUGCUUCGUUGUGAAUCAGAGGAAACUUUCUCAUUUAAAAGUGGAGAGGAGUUUACAGACACAUUUGAAUUUUAAUUAUUAU